AUGCGCCCUACCGCUGCUCUGAUCUGGGCGGUUUUUGGCAUUUAUCACCUUUGGCGCCAUCCCCAACCCAUUCGUCUCCUUCUAGCUACCGUACUCCCCACUGCAGUACCUUUGCUGCUGCUGUCAGCAGUUUUUGAUUCGUUGUGUUAUGCUCGGCCGACCUCCACUUUAUGGAACUUUCUUCUUUUCAAUGUAUUACAAGGUGGAAGUGCUCAUUUUGGCGUUCAUCCAUGGUAUUGGUACUUCACGGAGGGGCUCACGUCAGUUCUCACCCUACAGUUGGUUCCUGUAAUCCUUGGGCUUUUUAGCCCAUUUCGACCAACAAUACUGCCCUUUAUAGCUUCUGCUUUUUACAUUGCCUUUCAUUCCGUGUUACCUCAUAAAGAGCAAAGAUUUCUUCUCCCUGUUCUUCCUCUUCUUUGCCUUUACGCUGGGCCAUUUUUCGUCUCCAGGCGUACCAAAUUCAGACGCAUCUUCCUUUCCAUAAUGGUAAUUGUAAACGCUGGCAUAGCCCUCUACUGUGGCCUUCGUCAUCAAGUGGGGCCUUAUAAUGCGGCUGAUUCUUUGCUGUCAAUGGCCCGGAAAGGCGAGAAUGUUUCCGUAGCAGCGCUAAUGCCCUGCUAUUCCAUUCCUGGACAGAGCUAUUUCCACAACGAAAUCCGUUCGAUUCGCAUGUUGGACUGCACACCUAACAUUGGCAUUGAGAAAGCCAUAAAUGAAGUGGAUCAGUUCCACGAAGAGCCAGAAAUGUGGCUGGAUCGUCACUUAAAUGAAAUUCUGUCGUACUCUCAUAUCCUUAUCUAUGAGAAGAUGUUUCUUCGCCUGAUUGACACUAUGACUCGUCUUCGAUAUUCAGUCUGCGACCGAGUUUUUCAUUCUGAUUUCCUUUGCUCUGAUAGAGAGGACCAUCACAUAAUUAAGUACAGUUGUAAUGGAACAUCGGUUUGA
Messenger RNA from Cooperia oncophora, 948 nucleotides. NCBI's taxonomy places the organism in Eukaryota, Metazoa, Nematoda, Chromadorea, Rhabditida, Trichostrongylidae. The record is from the annotation of a GenBank genome assembly.